GAGCCUUUUUCCACAUUUCAGGGGAGAGAGUGCCCUUCUGCUGCUGCUGCUGCCGCUCUCUCUGUCACUUCACAGAAUGGUUUGGGCUGAGCCACAGUAAGGGGAACAGAAAGUGGGGGUUUUAUUUUGCACGGAGAACGCAUGGACCUACUGGCAUGUGUGCGUAAAUAGUUAUAGUCUGCCGAACGCUUUACAGCAUCUCUAAUCCUCUGCUGAGAACCACCAUCCAGAAUGGACCUUUGAUAUCUGCCAGAGACUGCUCCCAGACAGGAAAUAAGAGAAAUGCACUGAGAUGGGACCUGACCCCUGAUGAUAUCCAGAUUUCUACAGAUAGCUUGAUAAACAGAGUAAAGGCUGUCUAUGAUGACAUAGGAUCUGUAAAGAUAGAACAUGUUUCAGUUGAAAACACACUGAAAGCCUUGGCUCAUGCCAAGCUGGAUUAUGCAUCAUCGCUCCAUAUGCUUGAUUUCCCGCAGUACGUCUGUCCUUCUAAAGACGUUCGGACAGCGAGCACAGAGGCCGACAAGAAGCUGUCUGAGUUUGACGUGGAGAUAAGUAUGAGGGAAGACGUUUUCCAGCGAAUUACAGCGCUGCAGAAAAAGAUCCAAGAUAACCUUUCACCUGAAGAGAAGAGGUUCUUAGACAGACUUGUAACAUUGGGCAAGCGGAAAGGACUGCACUUGUCUAAAGAUAUGCAAGAGGAAAUAAAAAGAACAUCCAAGCUUAUAUGUGAACUCUCCAUAGAGUUCAACAAGAAUCUGAAUGAGGACAAUACGUUUCUUGAUUUUUCUGAGAAUGAACUCGGUGGGCUUGCUGACAGCUUCCUCAAUGGACUGGACAAGACACCAAAUGGGCGGUAUAAGGUGACACUUGAAUAUCCCCAUUACUUCCCGCUGAUGAAGAGGUGUUAUAACCCUGAGACCAGGAGGAAGAUGGAAACAGCUUUUCACAGCAAGUGUAAAGACGUUAACACAGCGAUCCUGGAACAAUUGAUACAGCUGAAGGCAAAGGUGGCAGACUUACUUGGUUACAGUAGCCAUGUGAACUAUGUGCUGGAGGUUAACAUGGCAAAGAAUGCAAGCAACGUGUCUGACUUCUUAGAUACCUUCUAUGAAACACUGAAGCCAAUAGGAAUCAAAGAGAGGAAAUAUAUUCUUGCACUAAAGAAGCGUGAGUGCUUGAUGAAGGGCUACCAGUAUGAUGGACAGAUCAAUGCCUGGGACUUACCCUACUACAUGAAUCAAGUGGAGCAGUGCAAGUUUGCUGUGAACAAAGACAAACUCAUUGAGUAUUUCCCUCUUGACGUGGUGACAGAGGGACUGUUUGGUAUCUACCAGGAGCUGCUGGGUCUCACAUUCACACAGGUGGAACACGCUAAUGUGUGGCAUGAAAAUGUCAAGCUUUAUUCUGCCCAGGACACUGAAACUGGAGAGGAGAUUGGCCAGUUCUACAUGGACUUGCAUCCUAGGGAAGGAAAGUAUGGCCAUGCAGCGUGCUUCGGACUGCAGCCCGGCUGCAGGGCACCUGAUGGAGAACGCAGGCUUCCAGUGGCAGCCUGCGUGGCUAAUUUUACCAAGCCCAGAAAAGGUUGGCCCUCUCUCCUCCAACACCAUGAAGUGGAGACUUAUUUCCAUGAGUUUGGUCAUGUUAUGCAUGAGCUCUGUUCUAAGACAUCUUUUUCAGAAUUCAGUGGAACCCUGGUGGAGACAGACUUUGUGGAGGUGCCGUCGCAGAUGCUUGAGAACUGGGUUUGGGAGAAGGAGCCUCUGAGGAGAAUGUCCCGCCAUUACAAGGACGGCAGCCCAAUCCCAGACAACCUGCUCGACAAACUGAUUGCAUCUAGAGUCGCCAACACUGGACUGAUGAACCUGCGGCAGGUUGUCCUCGGUAAAGUGGAUCAAUUUCUACACAGCUGCCCAGAUGCUGAUACAGCUGAGGUGUUUGCAAAGUACUGCAAGGACAUCCUGGGUGUUCCUGCUACACCAGGUACCAAUAUGACCGCCAGUUUCAGUCACUUGGUUGGAGGAUAUGAUGGACAGUACUACAGCUAUCUGUGGAGUGAAGUUUACUCCAUGGACAUUUAUUUCAGCCAUUUUAAAAAGGAAGGCAUUAUGAAUCCAAAGGUUGGAAAAGAGUACAGAAGGGUGAUCCUUGAAGCUGGUGGAUCUGUGGAUGGCAUGGACAUGCUGAAGACCUUCCUCGGCCGUGACCCAUGCCAGGACGCCUUCUUUCAGAGCAAAGGACUGAUUAAGUCGCAGAAAACACAGACUUUGUAAUUUGAUAAAUAUACUGUAAAAGGUUUUUGGUCAAACAAUUUAAUAUAUUUUUACUUUUUGUAUGGCGAUCCACCUCAAAAAAAUGACUUUGCUUGAAGUGUAUUGAACAACUGGAUCAUUUCUACCUGUUGGCAUUUGUUCAAAUAUACUGUAGAUCAUGGAGGGUCCUCAUAAUUGCAUGUACAAUUGUGUAAGUGUUAAUAAUAACAUUUACACUGGUUUUGUUGUAUUGAAGUGUCCUAGUAAGCCAUAGCAAAAUAAAGCAAACCUAUGACCCUA
Molecule: messenger RNA, 2555 nt
Organism: Eleginops maclovinus (Patagonian blennie)
Lineage: Eukaryota; Metazoa; Chordata; Actinopteri; Perciformes; Eleginopidae
Gene: nln
Product: neurolysin (metallopeptidase M3 family)
Exons: 13
Coding region: 459-2276 (605 amino acids)
Biological process (GO): proteolysis; peptide metabolic process
Cellular component (GO): mitochondrial intermembrane space
Molecular function (GO): metalloendopeptidase activity
Source: RefSeq, a predicted model, not a curated record